This is a messenger RNA of Neolamprologus brichardi, 1688 nucleotides long. RefSeq names its product tripartite motif-containing protein 16-like. Lineage: Eukaryota; Metazoa; Chordata; Actinopteri; Cichliformes; Cichlidae. The record is from RefSeq and is a predicted model, not a curated record. Gene Ontology annotation, molecular function: protein binding; zinc ion binding.
AGGAAAAGCAACCAUCCUCUCUGUCUGAAUCUGACUGCAUAGCUGACUAUCUCUUGCUCCACUGCUUUAAAGGAGACACCAUAUAUCAACCAAAGUAAUUCCAAAAAAGUGAAACAGUUUUGGCAUUCACCUCUGCACACAUAAUUGCACAACAACGAAAGAAGAUGGAAGACAGACAAUUCUGCUGUGCUGUCUGUCUGGAUCUACUCAAGGAUCCGGUGACUAUUCCCUGUGGACACAACUACUGUAUGAGCUGUAUUGAAACCUACUGGAAAGCAGAGAACGUAAAAGGAAUCCACAGCUGUCCUCAGUGCAGACAGGCUUUCACACCGAGGCCUAUGCUGGUGAAAAACACCAUGUUAGCAGAGUUAGUAGAGAAAAUGAAAAACCUCCAGCCUAUCCAUGAUUCCCCUGCUUCUGAAAAGCACAAGCUGGUAGAUUUUUCAAAGGUGUUGAAAGCGAACACCUGUUCAGUUCACAAUGAGGUGAUGAAGGUGUUUUGCCGCACUGAUCAAAUGUGUGUCUGUUGUCUCUGCUGGAUAAAUAAACAUAGAGGACAUGAAACAGUUCCAGUUGAAAAAGAAAGGGCAGACAAAGAGAAAGACCUGGAGUUAAUUCUGAAAGAAGUCCAGCGGAGAAUCCAGACCAGAAAGAAGGAAGAAGGAGUACUUGAGAAAGAGAUAGAGGGGAUCAAACUGUCUGCUGAUACAGCAGUGAAGGACAUUGAGAUGACUGUUGAUGAGCUGGUGAGUUUCAUCAAAGAAAACGCCUCAAAUUUAAAGCAGCAGAUCAGAUCCCAGCAGAAAGAUGAAAUGAGUCGAGUCAAAGAGCUUCAGAAGAAGCUGGAGCAGGAGAUCACUGAGCUGAGGAGGAAAGAAGAGGAGCUGAAGCAGCUUUCACGCACAGAGGACCACACCGAAUUUCUUCUCAGUUACUCCACAAUGCCCGUAUUCAUUGACUCUACAGAUUCACCAAGCUUUAAAAUCUGUCAGGUUAAGUACUUUGAGAGUCUUCAAACGGUGAUAUCAGAAGCUAGAGAUAAACUCAAAGCAUUUCUGUGUGAUGAACUGUGGAAGCUCACUCUGACAGUGAGGUCAGUGGAUGUUUUGCUGCCACAAAGUGAUCCUAAGACCAGGGAUGACUUUUUAAAACAUUCAUGUCAACUCACGCUGGAUCCAGAUACAGUUCACAGAAAACUCUUCCUGUCUAAUCAGAACAGAACAGUUACAGACAUGCUUCAAGAUCCAGAUAAUUCCUGUCUUAAGAACAGCGACAGGUUUUCCAUUGAGCAGCAGGUCCUGAGUAAAGAGAGUCUGACUGGACCUUGUUACUGGGAAGUGGAGUGGAAAGGGAAAGGAGUUUCAGUAGCCGUAACAUAUAAGAAUGAGAAUAAACUGGAUCAAACUGCAUUUGGAAGCAAUAAUAAUUCUUGGGCAUUAGAUUGUUACAAGGACAGUUAUAAAUUCAGACACAACAACAUGACAACUCGCCUCUUAGGUCCUUCUUCCUCUAAAAUUGGAGUCUAUCUGAAUCCCAGAGCAGGUAUUCUGUGCUUCUACGACCUCUCUGACACCAUGGCCCUCCUCCACAGAGUCCAGACGACAUUCACUGAGCCGCUCUAUGCUGGACUGUGGAUUUGGGGAGGGUAUUUUAAUUCAACCACUGCUACAUUAAAUGAGAUACAGUAA